Molecule: messenger RNA, 334 nt
Organism: Anneissia japonica
Lineage: Eukaryota; Metazoa; Echinodermata; Crinoidea; Comatulida; Comatulidae
Product: NADH dehydrogenase [ubiquinone] iron-sulfur protein 2, mitochondrial-like
Exons: 3
Source: RefSeq, a predicted model, not a curated record
UCGUCCUUCCAAUAUGGCGUCGCUGCUCCGACAAUUCAAGAAUCUUUCGCCAUGUAUCGGGCAAAGGCUGCUAAAGUCUACCGUGUUAAAUAUUGCGCCAGUAGUUACAUCAAAGAGAGGGGCUAAACAGUGGCAGCCUGAGCCUGAGGAUGUUGAGUGUUUCUCAAGAGCUGUUAUGUACCCUGAUGAAAUCACCUCCAAGUGGGCUGCUCCUCCUUGGGACGAUGUUGACCCAAUACCUGAAAAAAAUGUCUCCAAUCUUGUGGUGAACUUUGGCCCCCAGCAUCCUGCUGCUCAUGGUGUGCUAAGGCUAGUUCUUGAGCUUGGUGGAGAG